GGGCUUUUUGUUCUGUAGCUGCUGAAGGCGCAGCCUGGACUGUAGUUUCCCGGGAGAGGAAAGCAGAAACGGGAGCAGAGCGCAGUCGUCUGAGCAUCAGCUCCCGCAUCCCGCCAAGGGUUGCAGGUGUGUGGGAGGAUUGAAACUAUUCCAACAUGGCUUUCCUUGGACUUUUCUCUUUGCUGGUUCUGCAAAGUCUGGCCGGAGGGGCCACUCUCCCUGAUGAAACCAUUGCGGACUUGUCAGUGAAUAUGUAUAAUAACCUCCGAGCCACUGGGGAAGAUGAAAAUAUUCUUUUCUCUCCAUUGAGCAUCACCCUUGCAAUGGGAAUGAUGGAACUUGGUGCCCAAGAAUCUACCCUGAAAGAAAUUCGUCACUCAAUGGGAUAUGACAGCCUGAAAGCUGGUGAAGAAUUUUCUUUCCUGAAGGAACUUUCUAACAUGGUAACUGCUGAAAAGAGCCAGUAUGUGAUGAAAAUUGCCAAUUCCCUCUUUGUGCAAAAUGAAUUUCACGUCAACGAAAAGUUUUUGCAAAUGAUGAAAAAAUAUUUUAACGCGGAAGUGAAUCACGUGGACUUCAGUGAAAAUAUUGCUGUGGCCAACCACAUCAAUAAGUGGGUGGAGAAUAACACAAAUAGUCUGUUGAAAGAUUUGGUGUCCCCAAGAGAUUUUGACUCCGUCACUCAUCUGGCCCUCAUCAGUGCUGUCUAUUUCAAGGGUAACUGGAAGUCACAAUUUAGACCCGAAAACACUAGAACCUUUUCCUUCACUAAAGAUGAUGAAAGUGAAGUUCAAAUUCCAAUGAUGUAUCAACAAGGAGAAUUUUAUUAUGGGGAAUUCAGUGAUGGUUCCAAUGAAGCCGGUGGUAUCUACCAAGUCCUAGAAAUACCAUACGAGGGAGAUGAGAUAAGUAUGAUGCUGGUGUUGUCCAGACAGGAAGUUCCACUGGCCGCUCUGGAGCCACUGGUCAAAGCACAGCUGAUUGAAGAAUGGGCAAACUCUGUGAAGAAGCAAAAAGUGGAAGUGUACCUGCCCAGGUUCACAGUGGAACAGGAAAUUGAUUUAAAAGAUGUUUUGAAGGCUCUUGGAAUAACUGAAGUUUUCAACAAAAAUGCAAAUUUGACAGCCCUGUCUGAGAGCAAAGAGAUUUUCCUUUCCAAAGCAAUUCACAAGUCCUUCGUCGAGGUUAAUGAAGAAGGCUCCGAGGCCGCUGCCACCUCAGGAAUGAUUGCAAUUAGUAGGAUGGCGGUGCUGUAUCCUCAAGUCAUUGUGGACCAUCCAUUUUUCUUUCUUAUCAGGAACAGGAGGACAGGUACAAUCCUAUUCAUGGGACGAGUCAUGCACCCUGAAACAAUGAACACGAAUGGACAUGAUUUUGAGGAACUUUAAGUCGUUUCACUUGAAUAACAAGAAAAAAAUAGUAACUAAGCACAUGAUGUUUGCAACUGGUAUAUAUUUAAGAUUCGUGUUUUACAGUAUAUCUUAAGAUAAUAUUUAAACUCACUCCAUAUAAAGACAGUAUGUAAAUUAUAAGCCAGCUUGUCAAGGAAUGUUAUCAGUAUUAUUGAGGUCAUGGCCUUGUCCUGUCGUUGUGUUUGUUGUAUCGGUAAUUAAAAUAAAAGUACAUGUGGACAUGUGGACAGCUCUGCUUUUCAUUUUAGAAGUUAUAGUGUAAAGAUUCCUCUAGGUGACAUCUGGAAGCAGUGAGGUUUCUGGACAUCUUAAAUCUUUUAUAAUCAUGCAGAUUCAAUGCACCAAAGUACAUUAGCACUGUACACUUAUACAUAACAAGCAGCAACAAGUGAAAUGAAGACAGGUACUCCACAAAACUUCGGGCUGUUUUUUCCUCCGAAAAUGGUGUACGGUGUAAUAUAAAAGUGUGCCAACUGACCAUCUUCUGUAUGGCUCCAUGAUGAAAUGGGUUAGAAAAAAAUAGGGCUGUGCAAACCCGUAGCUUAUAGCUCUGGUUUAUUGACCCAUGUCUUUCAAAAUAUCCCCCUGGCAUCAGAAGGCUUAUGCAGCUAACCCACCUAGUAUAUCACCAUGUUUUGAUGCUGCAAGUAAAACCCAAGCUACAACCAAGUUCUCAAAAGUCCCACAGUGAACCAUGCAAGCAAAUUAGUAACAAAAAUAUGCUCUAUGGUAUAUCUGUGACCAAAAAAUU
Artibeus jamaicensis (Jamaican fruit-eating bat) is the source of this 2163-nucleotide messenger RNA. It is a transcript of the gene SERPINI1, whose product is annotated as serpin family I member 1. NCBI's taxonomy places the organism in Eukaryota, Metazoa, Chordata, Mammalia, Chiroptera, Phyllostomidae. Gene Ontology annotation, biological process: negative regulation of endopeptidase activity. Gene Ontology annotation, molecular function: serine-type endopeptidase inhibitor activity. The coding region runs from base 156 to 1388 and encodes 410 amino acids. The record is from RefSeq and is a predicted model, not a curated record. The transcript is spliced from 9 exons.